UCGUUAUUGUUGCCUUCAGCGGAACCUUAGUCUUGUUUAAUGUAAAUAAAGUUCAGUGUUAAUGGCUAAAAUUUAAUAGCUUUCGAUUUUUAUCCGACGUGUACGCGAUGGAAAUUAAAUUUAUCAAUAGACCUUAAUAAAACGAAACAGCGAAUGUUUGAAAAUAAAGUAAAUUACAGUCUACUACGCGCUCAUUAACCUGCUGAAAUAAAUUAUAUAUUGAGGUUAUCCAUGGACAUAUAUUAAGGUUAGAUAAACUAAAAAUAAAUCACUAAAAAAUUAAUGUUAUUACACACUGCUCCAGCCAAACCAGCCGUUUCUUUAUUUAUUUACAACGCUCUCGUACUGAACUUUUUAGCAGAACUUAAGAGCAAAAAUCUUCGUUGUACAAUUGCGUGCAUGAUUAGCUGAAAUUAGUUUAAAGUAGAGGAAAGAAAAUAAACCGGAGCCUGAAACCAAUAAAGCGUAAGUUACGACUAUGCUUGACGACACGGAUAUGUUGUGAUUAAAACCAAAAAAAGAAAAUAUGAAGAUUUGGAUAAAGUUGGUGGGAAGAUUUUGCCACAUUUGUCACAUUACCAAAAUAAAUCAUUAUUACCAAAAUUGUUAUAUUAAUAAUGCUGACGCUUAAAGCUGCGUUCACUCAAACGUGUGUGUGAGCGGAAAAGUAAAGUCAAAGAAGGAAAUUGCAACUACUAGUGGCAGUGGUUGAUGGAACGUAUGCUCAAAAAUAUUACAAACAACUGGAGGCAGCGAUAACAACAACGACAAACGCUGCAAAUUGAUUUAAACUAAUUAUGAAUGUUACCUUCGAUGGAAAUUACCAGCAACAGAAAUAACAAGAAUAACAAAUUAAGUUAAGAGAACACUUUAUAAAUUCUUAAAGCAAUGAUGAAUGCGUAGACGCAUCAGCAAAGUAAGCAUUUAGUCAUAAUUAUAACCAAAUUAUUUGAAAGUCAUAAUUAAUUAUAUAAUUACACGGUAGUGCAUAAGAGGCAAUGAAGUCGCUCUCAGACUGGCCUAAAAUUACAAUACAUAAUGCAUCAAAUAUUAUUUCCACUACAUCGCCAGCGACCUUAGACGAGUUAAACACUGCCAAAGAACAAACACAAGAUAAAUUUGCAUAUGUUACCACUAAUCAGUAUGCAACUGUAACCACCUUAGCCGUGGCAGCAAAAAAAUCUUUACAGUUAUCCCCUUCGCCGUCUGCUUUGACUGCUUUACGAUCAAACGACUUCGAGGAUUUAGUAGACGUUCCCACUAGCAGUCCGCUAAAGUCAAAAUCUGCAUUACCAGCAUUGUCGGCAUCAUCGCAGUCUCCAUUACCAUCUUUUCAACGACUACAAAAUUCGACAAGCAUCACUAAUGAUACUUUAAAAACAAUAACAUCAACACAAGCAUUUACAGCAAAAUCUUCGAAUUAUGACUACAGCUACGAUUACAGUUACAGCAACGCCUUAGACGAAGUGGACAUUUCUACUUCAUUUAACUUUCUUCAUACAAACACUAGCGGCUAUUUUAAUAUCGUAAAUACAAACAACACCGCCAACCUUGAAAACAUUACGUCUACCCUAUUCUCUACGACUGUGCUACCCCCACCUGCAAUUGGUCUUGGGAACGAUAAUUGGAUGGACCUCUUGAUUGUCAUUGUCAAAGGUUUCAUAUUCUUUUCCAUUAUACUAGCUGCCGUGUUGGGUAACGCUUUAGUAAUUAUAUCCGUGCAACGCAAUCGAAAAUUACGCGUUAUAACAAAUUACUUUGUUGUUUCACUGGCCAUGGCGGAUAUGCUGGUCGCGUUAUGCGCCAUGACAUUCAACGCAUCCGUAGAGUUAUCUGGCGGCAAAUGGAUGUUCGGACCAUUCAUGUGUAAUGUGUACAAUAGUCUUGAUGUUUACUUUUCUACAGCGAGCAUUUUGCAUUUGUGUUGCAUUUCAGUGGACAGGUAUUACGCCAUUGUCCGGCCGCUAGAAUAUCCAUUGUAUAUGACUCAUAAGACUGUAUGCUUUAUGUUGGCGAAUGUUUGGUUCCUGCCCGCCUUAAUCUCAUUUACACCAAUAUUCUUGGGUUGGUAUACGACUGUCGAACAUUUAAAGGAAAUCUCUUUGCAUCCUGAUCAAUGUUCUUUUGUGGUCAAUAAGGCUUACGCUCUGAUAUCGAGCUCUGUUAGUUUCUGGAUACCGGGUAUUGUAAUGGUCGUGAUGUAUUGGCGCAUUUACAAAGAAGCAGUACGCCAGCGAAAGGCUCUCAGUCGCACCAGUUCAAAUAUUUUGUUAAAUAGCGUUCAAAUGGGUCCGACGCCACAACCAACAAAUGUUAAUUAUCUACAUCCUAAUGAUUGUGAAUUGAAUUUGACAAUAGGGAGAGAGGAGACUCAUAGCGCGAUAAGCAAUUACGAAGAUAUUCUGCCUCAAACUGAUGAUGAUGACAAGGAUGAAUAUGAUGAACUGCGCGUUCCUUCGCCGCCACCUCGUAGAUUAAGUCGCAGCAGCAUUGAUUUACGCGAUCUUGAACAAGAACGUUACGAAAAGGUUACUCAUACUGACAGUGCACCAUCCAUGAUGACUUUACAUUACGCUGCACAACAAUCGCAGCAGCAGCAGCAGCAACAACAGUUGUUACGAAUUCCUGGUAAAGAAUCAUCUACCACCACAGUUAGUCCGCAAAUUUGGUCAGAUGCCUUGGAUAACUUACCUCCAUUAAUCACAAUGUCGGAUGGUGUAAACUCAAAGGUCUUCAAGUUAACAUCCUCACCGAGCAGUUCAGUCACAAACUCACCAUCGAGACAGGGUAUUAUGCAAACAUUAAACGGUUGUGAUAUAAAACAACACCACAUAUUUUGUGCUAGCAGUGAUGAUAGUGAAACCAACGAUUACUUUUACGACAGUGUAAGCAAAGUGAACCAGGCACCGGCAACAUUUCUGCCCAUAGCCGAGGAUAACAGGGAAUUAAAACGACUCAUCGAAGAUAACUAUUUAUUUUACAAAAGGCAAACGUUAAGCAGCACGAUGAGCGUACCUUCCAAUCAGAUGGCCAAUGGUCGAAUCGCCGCCCUAAGUGAAACAGACUUCGUAAGCUUGAAAAAUGGCAAAAAUGAUUCAAUAAAGAAAACAAUCGCAUUGAGCGAUUCUGAAUUUCUAAAAGCCUGCAAUGAACUGAAAGUCAAGAAAAAGCAACUGCAGAUUUUAAAGCAAUGUUCAGUUAAGGCAGAAAAGAGCUUUAACCUGAAAACCUUGCUAGCGAGAACCAAACGUUCCAGUGCAGAAUGUUUUUCUUUGGAGAAAAAACGCAACCAGGCGAACUCAGAGGAAAUACGUAGCAGUCGUAUGCAAUUAUUCACUCGUGUACGCAAUCGCAAGUUGUCUCAAAGUUACAAUGGACACUUGCGUGAACGCAAAGUUGAAAUCAGUUGUCGAAAGCAAAGUGAUAACGAUUCCGAAAUAUACCUACCGCCUUCCUUCAGCGAGAGUCAAGCAUCCAGCAGUCGUUACAAUACGCCUGACAUAUUAAUGGAUAUCAAUAUUGCAAACGAAUUAUCCGAAACAAUACCCAGGGAUGCUAAAAUUCUAUCUCUACCAUCGCCAUAUCAUAACGGUACAGUUCACUUAAUAGAUUUAGACGCUAAUACUAUAGAAGAGGUCGGCGCAGAUGACAUAUUGUUUGUGAAAAAUGACUCUCCCUUCGUUCCUGCCACACCUCCACCCUCCUUAUCACCAUGUUCUCUAAUUGACACCUCAAUUCCCGAAAUUUUAAAAGCAGAACCAUUAGCUCCCAUUCAAAAUUCAGAGGUUAAGGGUAAACUAAACGCUGUCGCUUCCAAUUCAGAAUUGGCUGAAAUAUUUCGUUCAUUAAGUUUUCCUAUAAGCGCAGAACAAAUAUCACAACGCAGCGAGAAGUCAUCGAAGUACGACGUAUCAGUGAACAACCAUAAAGUGGCUACAAAACAGCGCAUGAGCACUUUAAGUGAUCAAAUUCUGAUAAAUAAAAAUAGUUCCAACUUCUUAAUGUCUCCCCCUAUAACACCAAAUUUCAAUUCGACCAUUAAUCUGCCCACCAACAAAUCACCCGGAAUUCCACAAAUCCAUGCGUCGCAAAGCAAUACCGUGAAUAUAUAUUUUCUCUCACCGCCGGCUGGUGUUAGUAUAGCAAAGACACCAAUUUGUUCCAAUACUUUGUUCAACAAUCAAUUCGUCAGUGAUGCCUCGGCCACGCUAGAUGUUGUAACCGCAUUAACUAUACCCCAGCAACAGCAAACAUUAACAAAAAAAAACAUUUCUCCUAAACCGGAAAUCAUAUUAGACUCUACUUUAUCACCCACAUCAUUGCAAAGCGCUUGUGCGGGUACCGGUAGUUUUAUGGUGGGAGAAGAUAAGGACUUUUCAGCACCGUCACCGUUCAAAAGAUAUGAUAGUGUACCAGAAGCCAUAGUAACUACCAAUCUCUCUGCAAGCAGAAAACGUACAUCUUUGCUCGCUGGUUACGAAGGUAUACAAACAGUACAAAAACGUCAUGCGUCUGUGGUUACUUACGAUGUAAACGUUAUCAAUUUUUCUCAAGAUAAUAAUGGCGACAGCCACAAUUACAUACCGAUGGGACGUGUAUCCACCAGUUCAGCAAAAUUCGAUCCAGACUUUUCAAAUAAAUCAUCGUUGAAAAGACGUGGAGGCAUUUGUAUAUUUGUCGAUGAGGAAGAAAUUGAGCAAAUGAUUGAGCAGAAUACGGCUGCUGGGCAAGGUAACAAAACAAUAACAUUCAGUGCCAACACAUCGUUCAAAGGUAAAACGAAAGCGAACAAGUGCUGCUAUUGUGGUUCUGAUUUGCAAAUGCAAAUUCGUAAUGAAGGCAUCAACAACAACGAAAGCAGUAGCAAAGGAGGAGAACGUGACAAGCAAAUGGAUAGGGAACAUCGCCAGCAAUCAAAGUUAAAGAUUUUUCAUAGCAGUCGUUGGCUAAGCAAAAACCGGAAGCAAAGCUUCACUGGAUGUAAAUGUGGUGCUGCUACCGGUGGCUCAAUACGACCCAACAAGGGCUGGAAAGCUGAACAUAAAGCCGCUCGUACUUUGGGCAUUAUAAUGGGCGUAUUUCUUCUAUGUUGGCUGCCGUUUUUUCUUUGGUACGUGAUUACGUCAUUGUGCGGACCGGCUUGUCCUUGCCCGGAUGUUGUUGUCGCGGUACUCUUUUGGAUUGGUUACUUUAAUUCCACUUUAAAUCCGCUCAUUUAUGCUCAUUUCAAUCGGGAUUUUCGUGACGCUUUCCGCAAUACCUUGGAAUGUGUAUUACCCUGGUUGGAAAAACGCAACCCCUACAAUGCGUACUAUGUUUAGCAUAAGUAUUCAAGUAAAAACAUUAAAUUUCUAGUGAAUAUUAAUUAAAGAAUAACGAGAAAACGACGGCAACUAAACCUGUGUAUGAUAUGAACGGACGACGCGUUUAUUUAUGUGAAAAUCUGUAUUAUUUAAGCUAUUUAUGUGAUAAGUAUAAAAAGUGGUAAGAGAAAAAUUUGUAUAAAAUCAUUUAAGAAAUAAGAAAAACGAUCUAAAAGUAAAUUAAGUGUACGGUGGAAUGGGCGACCUAAAUUAUUAAAUGGAAAAAAGGAAACUAGUUUUUUAAAGCAGUUAAACUUUUCGGUUUUUGGUAUAGGUUUAAACACUUUAUUGACCUUGACAUUUUUUUGUUUGAUUUCAAAUAACACUAAUCCUGUAGUAA
Messenger RNA from Glossina fuscipes, 5703 nucleotides. It is a transcript of the gene Octbeta3R, whose product is annotated as octopamine receptor beta-3R. The record is from RefSeq and is a predicted model, not a curated record. Gene Ontology annotation, cellular component: membrane. NCBI's taxonomy places the organism in Eukaryota, Metazoa, Arthropoda, Insecta, Diptera, Glossinidae. Gene Ontology annotation, molecular function: octopamine receptor activity. The coding region runs from base 999 to 5321 and encodes 1440 amino acids. Gene Ontology annotation, biological process: adenylate cyclase-activating adrenergic receptor signaling pathway. The transcript has 9 exons.